AUGGAACAUGAGAAAAAAAUACUUUUCACUCACUGGAAUUCAUCUAAGAUUGAAAUACUAUCGAAUGCAGUUCAAUCAUUAGAUUCGAAGUUUCUCAAUUGUGGCUUAAUUGCAGUGACUACGGGACUUCCCCACCACAGUAAGGCACCACGCGUGAUCCUUGUCCAAAAACAAUUCGCCGUAGGUACCGCCACGGACUUAAUGCAUCUGCCCAAAAACUACAAAAUGGGUAACGUCGUGUUUGGUGAUUACGAACGUGACGAGGUAGAAUGUGGAUUGACCCGUAAGGAGAUUAGGGACGGCCAGAAGUGUCCUCGGGCAUACCUUGAAGUGCCACCCCUGGAUAUCACACCGCAUCCUGAGUUUUCCAGAUUCGGUGUGGGAAACAGCCUAGCUUUGAUUAAACUACUACGACCCGUUAAAUCAAAUUACAUGGUGCCAAUCUGCCUUCCAAGUAUAUCAGAGCGCACCAGAAAGAAAGUUAACAAGUACGUGUAUCUAGUAGACUACAUAAGCUCCGUACCAAGAGACUUCGACUUUGAAAGAAUGGGGAAGAAAACUGUGAAAUUGUACACCCAUAGAGAGUGUAAACGACACCGAAUGAAAUCGAAAUUGAGCAGUGAGGGGGUUACACAUGUGCUAUGUAGCUCAGGUUGCGGUGUACGUCCAGGCGCCCCUAUCAUCACUCACACCAUGGAAGGGCGCUUCGAGCUGAUGGGCCUAGCGGCGGGAGGGGCCCCCUGCUCCCAUCGCUCGAUGCGGCGCCGCCUUAACGACGAACCACCUCUGUACAUAGACGUGUUUCCUUACGCUUCAUGGAUUAUCAACGUCAUCAGUGCUCAUAAAAUCCCUAAAGCGUAUCCCGAGACUUUUCAACUGACUGAUGGAGGAUCUCGUAUAGGUAUUAAAAAGGGUUUAAGAUCAAGAAGUUAUUCACAAAUGUCUGAUUGGAAGGGUCGAACUUUUGCUACGGGGAAUUUAUGCUUUGCUAGUCGGAAAGCACAAAGGAAAGCAUCUUUCUUCUAUGCAGAGAAAUUUGAAAUGAUCGCUGGAUCGGCUGCACAGGUCCAUAUAGUGCUUAAUGUGUAUACGGGUUAUGAGUGUAGAAUAAUGUGUUGUCGUUUGACACUCCCGAGCAGAGAUCUCAAUCCCUCGGUAGAAGGAGUAGGUGGGUUCAAUGUAACUAUCAUAUUUAGUUCAGAAUGGUUUCCCUAUGGUUUCACAUUUUCUAUGGGACUUAGUGGGAUGAAUGUUACUUAUAGUGACUAA
This is a messenger RNA of Arctia plantaginis, 1269 nucleotides long. The record is from the annotation of a GenBank genome assembly. Lineage: Eukaryota; Metazoa; Arthropoda; Insecta; Lepidoptera; Erebidae.